Apaloderma vittatum (bar-tailed trogon) is the source of this 547-nucleotide messenger RNA. RefSeq names its product alkB, alkylation repair homolog 2 (E. coli) (gene ALKBH2). Lineage: Eukaryota; Metazoa; Chordata; Aves; Trogoniformes; Trogonidae. Gene Ontology annotation, biological process: DNA repair. The transcript is spliced from 3 exons. Bases 2 to 547 code for a protein of 181 amino acids. The record is from RefSeq and is a predicted model, not a curated record.
AAUGACGAAAUUGCAGGUGUUUGGCAAAUGGCACCACAUUCCAAGGAAGCAGGUCACCUAUGGAGACCCCGAGUUAACGUACACGUACUCGGGCGUCACCUUCUCUCCCAAGCCGUGGAUCCCAGUUCUCAAGCGUAUCCGAGACCGCAUCGCUUUGGACACAGGACAUACUUUCAAUUUUGUUCUUAUUAACAGAUACAAAGACGGUGAGGACCACAUAGGCGAGCAUCGAGAUGAUGAGAGGGAGCUGGUUCCUCGCAGUCCUAUUGCGUCCGUGUCCUUCGGAGCCUGCAGGGACUUUGUUUUCAGGCACUGUGCUUCCCGAGGGAAAAACGCGACGCGCCACAUCAAGCCCAUCAAGUUGCAGCUCGCCCAUGGGAGCCUGCUGCUGAUGAAGUACCCCACCAACGUGUACUGGUACCACAGCCUGCCCAUCCGCAAGAGAGUACUUGCCCCAAGAAUCAACCUCACGUUUCGGAAAGUGAUGGCCAUAGCUAAGAAGGAUUCCAUUCUGACUACCUUCCACGCUGAUGGUGAAUCCUGCUAA